AUGGUGUUUACAAAUUGCACCUGCUUCAGUGAGGAUCCGGAGAAGAUGCUGUCGCACCUCAAAUGUGGUUUGAGUAAGAGUGUCAAGAGGCCAACCUUCAACAUCGAGUUGCAAUUCCAAAGACCCGUGGUCAAGUUCUUUGUGAACAUGAGGAUUGUUUUGCCGCGACGUAUGGGCGACGAUUUCACCCUGUUCAAUCUCUCGGGAAUCGAUGGAUGCAGCUUGCUGUCCAAUAAGAACCAGAUCGCCUUCAUCCAACUGGGCCGCAUGCACAUGGAUCGGUUCAGCAAUAUUCCCAAGCGAUGUCCCUGGCCCAAGGAUGUGAACUACUAUAUCCGGGGAUUCCGUUCGGAUAUGGCUGCCAUGCCGGCCUUUAGCUUUGAGACGGACAUGAACCUGUGGUUCGACCUCGUGGUGAAUCACCAGAAGGUGAUCCGCGGAAUUAUCCAGAGCAGGGUGCAGCGCAAAAAAGCCAUAAAAAAGGUGCUGGCGAAGAUUAAUAGGUGGCUUACCCUUUAA
Messenger RNA from Drosophila ficusphila, 519 nucleotides. RefSeq lists its product as uncharacterized. The transcript has a single exon. The record is from RefSeq and is a predicted model, not a curated record. Lineage: Eukaryota; Metazoa; Arthropoda; Insecta; Diptera; Drosophilidae. The coding region runs from base 1 to 519 and encodes 172 amino acids.